Arxiozyma heterogenica is the source of this 1617-nucleotide messenger RNA. It is a transcript of the gene BIK1, whose product is annotated as Bik1p. The record is from RefSeq and is a predicted model, not a curated record. Gene Ontology annotation, molecular function: microtubule plus-end binding. The coding region runs from base 1 to 1617 and encodes 538 amino acids. The transcript has a single exon. Gene Ontology annotation, cellular component: microtubule plus-end; microtubule associated complex; cytoplasm. Gene Ontology annotation, biological process: cytoplasmic microtubule organization; establishment of mitotic spindle orientation; nuclear migration involved in conjugation with cellular fusion. NCBI's taxonomy places the organism in Eukaryota, Fungi, Ascomycota, Saccharomycetes, Saccharomycetales, Saccharomycetaceae.
AUGUUUUCAGAUAGAUCAAAUAGUGAAGUUCGUAAAUAUAAACGAAAAAUAGGGUGUAUAAUUCAAAUACCCAACAUUGGACGUGGCCAACUGAAAUUUGUAGGCACAGUGGAUAACAAACCUGGCUACUAUGCAGGCGUCGAUCUAUUGGCACCUAUUGGUAAAAAUAAUGGCACAUUUAAUGGUAGAAGAUAUUUUAAUACUGAGUAUCCUAAAAGUGGUCUUUUUAUUCAAUUACCUAAAAUUGCAUAUCUGAUAGAUCAAGCUGAAUCUACAGAAACAUCACCUUCUUCUACGGCUUCACAACAACGUUCUAGUUCAGUUAGAAAAUUGAAUAUAUCUAGAAGAUCAACUUUAGGUGGGUAUGGAGAGACAUUGCAUAACGAUAGCAAUAACCAUAAUUCCACUACUAUUCACAGCAAUCAUAUGUAUACAAUAUCAAAUAAUAUAACUAAUGACACUCCGACGCCUAAUAGAAAUAUUCCUAUGCUUCAUCCUGAUCCUCUCUUGAACAGCAAUAAUAAUAAUAAUAAUAACAACAACAAUAAUAAUCAUUGUAAUAAGUAUGAAACUAAUAAUAGCGAUAUGGAUAUAAGUAGAAGUACAUUAGAUGAAAUUGAUAAUCACAACAAUCAUAACAAUCACGAUAAUUUAUCUAUUAAAAAUCCAAAUGAUAACUUUCAAUUAUUAAAAGAAUAUGAAUUAAAAUUAGAGAAACAAACACGCAAAUUGAUUGAAUAUGAGAGAUUAUUAAAUGAUCAAAGGAUGGUGUUGGAAGAAAUUCAACCUACGAUAGAUGAAUAUGAUAAAAGGGUCAAUGAUCUUGAAUUGGAGAGGAACAAAUUAAAAGAAAAACUAACAGAGUCUGAAAUUGAAUUUGAUAGACAAUUGAAAUAUUUCAAGACCGAAAAUAAACAAUUAACUGAUGUUGUAAAUCAAUUACACGAAGAUUUAAGGGUAAAUGAAGAAUACAUGCAACAACAACAACAAAACCAAUCUUCAAAUGGAAUGAAUUCUAAUCUUGACGUUGAUAUUGAAAAAAUGAAAAGACAAAUAGAAACAUUAUCUAAAUACAAAAACGAUAUGGAAAAUGCUAAAGCUAAAUGGAAUAAAGAAAAAGACCAAUUAAAGAUGCAUAAUGAAUCCUUAAGUAAGGAAUAUCAAAUCCUAAAUAAAGAAUAUAUGACUUUAAUUUCAAAUAGCAACAGCGAUAACAACAACAAUAGCAGUGAAAAUAAUAAGUAUGAAGAGGUUAUAGAGGACAAUAGAAAACUAAGAGACAAAAUAAAACAAUUAGAAAAUAAAAUAAUAAAUCUAGAAGCGAACACUAACCAAAACGAUACCCAAUCUAUACCGCCAUAUAUCCCACCAGUUAAGAUAGAUGCUUCAGCAGGCAGGGAAUUAUGGUGCUCGUUAUGUGAAAAAUCAGGCCAUGAUCAAAUAGAUUGUCCAUAUCAAUAUGAGCCAGCUAAUCGUCCACAUAAUGAUUUUACAACUAUAUCUGCAUCCACUACGAAUGACAAUAAUUUUAUGGACAAAAUCGAUACUAAUAGAGUAAUAAAAGACAAUGACAGAGAUAUAACCACUACAUCUACUACACAACAACAAUACUACUAG